Anarrhichthys ocellatus (wolf-eel) is the source of this 583-nucleotide messenger RNA. RefSeq names its product sequestosome-1-like. The record is from RefSeq and is a predicted model, not a curated record. The annotation marks the transcript as partial. NCBI's taxonomy places the organism in Eukaryota, Metazoa, Chordata, Actinopteri, Perciformes, Anarhichadidae. Gene Ontology annotation, molecular function: protein binding. The transcript is spliced from 2 exons.
GUGUGCAGAGACUCUGAUGAGGAGUGGACUCACCUGAGCCCCAAAGAGGUCGAUCCCUCCACCGGAGAGUUGCAAUCCCUGCAGCCCAGGGACCAGGACCAGGGUCCCCUGUCGGGACAACAGGGUCCAACAGGUCUAAGGGAGGCGGCUCUGUACCCUCACCUGCCUCAACAGGCGGACCCCCAUCUGGUGGAGUCUCUGUCUCUCAUGCUGUCGAUGGGUUUCACUGAUGAAGGCGGUUGGUUGACUCGUCUCCUUCAGGCCAAAAACUUCGAUAUCGGUGCAGCGCUCGACGCCAUCCAGUACGCCAAACAGCCCCGCCCACACCAGCCCUGAUGAUGUCAUCAUGAUGUCACUGCUGAUAUCACCUAUACUAAACAUCUAACCAGGAGAUGAUUUAUACUACAGUCAGAUGUUCUUGUUGUUUCCUGUAAUCUGAGUUUCAGUCAGUCCUCUAAAUUCUAUUAUUAUCAUUUAUCAAUCUUUUGCCUCAUUAAUCAGUUUUUUCAUGAUCAAUACUUUGUCUCAUUGAUUACUGUACUGUGGUUUUAUGUUAAUCUUAACAAUAAAAACAUGAACUGGA